Messenger RNA from Penicillium longicatenatum, 1494 nucleotides. RefSeq lists its product as uncharacterized. The record is from RefSeq and is a predicted model, not a curated record. Bases 1 to 1494 code for a protein of 497 amino acids. NCBI's taxonomy places the organism in Eukaryota, Fungi, Ascomycota, Eurotiomycetes, Eurotiales, Aspergillaceae. The transcript has 3 exons.
AUGUCUUGGUCUCAAGUCUCCAAAAGUCGGUGGGAGCGGCCCGCCGGUGGCAUGGAGGGAUUCUUCACUGUAAUGGAGAACACUUCAAGCGCACUCUGUGGCGGCCGCCGCCAGUUUACUAUCUUCUCUCGCCUCAAGGUUGACUUACAAAUCCCAGCUGCCGAGGUGGAAGAUGCACUGCGAUACGCGUGGAAGCAAUUGCGCUAUGAGCAGCCACAGAUCGCUGUAACCUCGGAAGGGUUCAACAAGAUCUACGAGGUUCCCGAUGAAGCUACGCUUCAGUCAUGGCUGAAUAGGACAUUCAUCGUAUCCGAUUACGCUGAUGGCGAGACUAUUGGAAAUGAAGCCAAACCGAUCGAACAAGCCACCCUCUACUAUGUGCCAAAAGCUUCACAGCUCGUCAUUCGAGUCUCUCAUUCCGUCGUCGAUGGUGUAGGUAUGAUGCUUGUAUGGCAUUCAUAUCUAAACGCCUUGACCAACCCGAAGCCCAACCUAGUAUUCGGGGAAGAAACUACUCGAUUGCCCCCUUCGUUAGAAAAAGCCUUGGGCCACCCCGACGUGCUACCGGAAGAGACGGCGGCCAAGGGCGCAGAAAUAACAGCUGAUACGGUGGGUUUCCUCCCGGGCUUCGGUCCUCCGAGUCGAAUAGGUUCUGUUCCAGCUGGACCCACACAGAGGCGCGAUUUUGAGUUUUCCGAGCAAGCAACCGCCGCUAUUGUGCAGGCCUGUAGGAGGAAUGGAUACAGUGUCACCGCAGCUGUGCAUGCUGCUCUCGCCUUGACAGUUGUCAAACAUGCGGACCCUGCACAAAUUACAGAGAGGACGAUGUAUGCUACGGUUAAUAGCUUCAACCUUCGUUCCCACCUCCCCGCGCCAUAUAGCUCCACCGCCGCGGCAGUCUACUAUUCCAUUUGGCCCUUGAUCCUCAAACGACCUGAGAGCUUCGAGGAAGUCGUACGCCUCAUUGACGAAAAUUACAAGACCUCAUUCAACGGCAAUGCGGAGAACCUGGCACUGACCGGCUCGGUCACUGGUGCCCUCUGUGACACCGUGAAGACUCCAGAAUUCUGGUCUGCGCCUCCAGCCCGAGACGCCUUAGUGAGCAGUCUCGGUAUUGUCGAGCGCUAUCUACGGCAAUCUUAUGCCUCUGCUGAUAAUGGCAGAUUGGUUACUGUUGAAAGUUUCAAGCUCGGCACGGAGAUCAUUCUGGGACAUAGAAUUGCUUAUGAUGGUUAUUUCCCAUCCACAACAGACCUGAGCCAGCUCUACGUCCUGUCUAUCGAUGGAGAACACUAUCCAGCAACAUUCACGUUCGAGAACCUACUCUGGACUUUUAUUUUACCUGCCGUCGAGAGCCUAGCUCUGGUGACUGGUGUGCACCCAUUUCCGACGCGUGGGCCAAUGGAGAGGCUCCUAGGAGCAGCUGCUCUGACUGUGUGCUGGGAACCUACCAAGAACAGUUGGACUUUCCGCUGGGCCACGACGAUGAGUUAG